AGAGUGGUUCUGUUGUCGUUGGCCCAGCACGCUCAAUCCUGCUCCUGCUCCUGAUCCUACUACUCCGUCCAUCCGCUGUUGGCUGUUGCUGUUCUGGAACUUCAUCUACUCCCCUUCCAAGGAUAGGCAGAGUCUUCAUCGCCGCACGAUGACCAAAAUGCAGUGGCGGUUCAUCUUCUGGACGCUUGCGAUGGGAGCAUGCUUCCUCGACGUGUGUGCGGGAGAGCAUGACUUAUAUGCGACGUUGGGGGUGGAGAAGGACUGCUCGGAUAGGGAGAUUGCACGAGCUUACCGCAAGCUAGCGGUGAUGUGGCACCCGGACAAGAACAAGGACCCGGAAGCGAAGACGAGGUUUACUGAGAUAGCACAGGCGUACGAGAUCCUCAAAGAUCCCAAGAAGCGUCAGGUCUACAACCGUUCACUGCGCGGCCAUGGGAGGGAAGGAGAUGCGUUCAGCGACUUCUCGUCGAGCAUUUUUCGCUUCGAGGACGCUGACAGCAUGUUCCGGGAGAAUUUCGGCGACCAGGUGUGGAGGGAGUGGCAGCCCGGCAUGACCUUGCACUCGACGAUUCGCAGGGGGGGGAGGAGCUACAGCAUCACGAUCUAUCCCGAUGGAUCGUCGGAGGAGGAAGAGGCCGCGUCGGACAGUGGGGCCUCGUUCUACAUGAAGAGGAGCAGCGAGCAGCACGGUGACAGUCCAUGUCCAAGACUUCGGCUCCCUUGCUGAACUUCUUCUCCCCUCCUCCCUCGUCCAUGCAUGGCUCAUCGGCCCGCUGAUAGUCUAUCUCUUCUCAUGGCUCCCCUGCCUCUCGUGCUUCGGCCUC
Molecule: messenger RNA, 824 nt
Organism: Guillardia theta CCMP2712
Lineage: Eukaryota; Cryptophyceae; Pyrenomonadales; Geminigeraceae
Exons: 1
Coding region: 149-727 (192 amino acids)
Cellular component (GO): cytoplasm; nucleus
Molecular function (GO): protein-folding chaperone binding; protein folding chaperone
Source: RefSeq, a predicted model, not a curated record